GCCGACUGAGCGCCUCGGCGCGCUGCCCAUUGGAGCUCCGCCACUAUUUGGUAGGAAUGCCACCGCCAAAGAUUGGAGGCAAGGCUGCGCCGCACAGCCUAAAUUCUCGCUACACCCUCGGCGAGGAGAUUGGCCGCGGCGCGAGUGGACUCGUGUACAAGGCGCUAAACACGCAGACGGGAGGGAUGGUGGCCAUCAAGCAGGUGACGCUGCGGGGCGUCUCCAAGGAGCAGCUUAACCUGCUGCAGCAGGAGAUCAACCUGCUGAAGCUGCUGACCAACCCGUACAUCGUCGAGUACAUCGAGUCCUUCAACACAAAGGAGUCGCUCUACAUCGUGAUGGAGUUCGUGGAGAACGGCUCCCUCUCGCAGAUCGUCAAGCGCUUCGGGCGGCUGAACGAGUCCCUCGUCGGAAUCUACACGCUGCAGGUGCUCGAGGGGCUCCACUUCCUGCACGAGCAGGGCGUGAUCCACAGAGACAUCAAGGGGGCCAACAUUCUCAUCUCGACCGGCGGCAAGGUCAAGCUUGCAGACUUCGGCGUGGCCACCAAGCUGGAGGCCGCGGGGCUCGACACGCAGGCCAACUCUGUCGUCGGCACGCCCUACUGGAUGGCGCCAGAGAUCAUCCAGAUGAGCGGUUUCACCACGGCGUCCGACAUCUGGUCCGUCGGCUGCACGGCCGUCGUCGAGCUCAUCUCGGGCGCGCCGCCCUACUUCGAGAUGGCGCCGAUGUCCGCUCUCUUCCGCAUCGUCCACGACUCGCACCCGCCCGUCCCCGACAACAUCUCCCGCCAGCUCAACGACUUUCUGCUCCUCUGCUUCAAAAAGGACACCGCCCAGCGGCCCAACGCGCUGCGGCUCAAGACGCACCCGUGGCUCACGCAGCCUCACGACUCCGCCGCCGACGCGCCUCCCGACGCGAUGGCCGCCGCGCCGGCGAUGCCGGUGGAGGUGUGGGACCCGCCGACGCUGUCUGGCGCCGACGGCUACACGUCGCACCCUCUUCCGGAGCACAUCAAGGACGUCAUCAACCCGAAGGAGGAGACCAUCCGAGCGGUGGAAGAGAUCGUCGCCCACAACCUGUCCAUGCAGCGCUCCAACCAGACGCCGCGCGGCGACGGGCGAGGCAACACGGCCUGCUACUCCGGCCCCUCCGACUCGUCGGCGGGCGGCGAGGCGGCGCGGGCCAGCACCAUCACCUCCCUCGCCCAGGCGACCGCCGGGGCGAGGGGCGACCAGAGAGGCACCGGAGGCGCGACGGCGCCGGGAGGCCACCGGCGCGUGCACUCGACGGGCUCCUCCUCCUCCUCCUCCUCCCUCGGCCUCGCCCCCGGCACCGGCACAGGCUCCUCCAUCUACACCGACCACCCCUCGCGCGGCAUGAGCGGCGGCGCCGCGCCUUUCCUCUACCGCCCGAGCUCGACCGACCGAAUGCCACACGCCUCCGCCGCCUCCGCCGCUUUCGGCGCGCCCCACCUAGCGCGGAGGCCGAAGAACCUCAUCGGCGACGCAUACCUGGAGGAGAUGGUCGCCGCCGCCGCCGCGGCGCAGCAGCGGCUGCACCACGGCCGCACGUCGCUCGACGGGCACCCGCACGGCGGAGAGGUGCUCAACAUCCUCAUCCAGUUCGCCGAGCGGCCGGACGAGUCGCUCUCGACCAACUACUCGGACUUGCUGCGCCGCGACGCGCCGGUGCCCCGCUUCGCCGCGCUGCUGGCCCAGCGGCUCAAGACGCCGUGGCCCUCGCCGUCCGACUCUGCGCUCGAGGACGCGUCUUCCUCCCUGGACUACUCGGACCCGUUCUCAGACCUCCCUCCCGUCAGCCUCAAGCCGACCCACACCGACGAGGCUGCGACGAGGCAGCGCGAGCUCCUGCGCGGCCACAUCCAGCAGCUGCAAAAGGCGUCGCAGCAGAAGCACGAGGGCGUCGCGAUCGACGCGUGCGGAAAGCUGCUCGAGAUCUUCUCGCCCGACGGGCCGGACGGCUCCAUGCACCCCAUCGCCGAGGGCAAGGAGGGCUCGCGCGCAAACUCGAUCUCCGUGUCCUCGGAGCGCGCCGGGAGCCGCUCCGGCGAGAGCCGCGCCAACGAGGCCGCCGUCUUCAUGUCGGAGCACGGCAUGCUCCCGCUGGUGCACAUGCUCUCCUCGUCCGACUCGACGCGCGUCAACCUCAAGCUGCUCGAGCUGCUCAACGCGAUCCUGCAGCGCGGCGGCGUGGCCGUCUGCGAGACCGCGUGCUUGCUCGGCGUCAUCCCCGCCGUGCUCCGCUUCACGGAGCCCCACCUGCCGCAGGGGACGCGCCUCGAGGCGGCCCGCUUCAUCCACACGAUGUGCACCCGCUCCGUGCUCACGCUGCAGAUGUUCGUCGCGUGCUACGGCCUGCCCGCGCUCGUGCGGCUGCUGCUCUCGCCCGCCGAGUCGCACGAGCUCGUCCUCUUCUCGAUCGACGCGAUGAAGUCGGUGCUCGACAUGAAGGGGCACUCGCCCCGCAACGACCUCUGCCGCACCUUUGUCGAGCUCGGCGUGCUCGAGCUGCUGAUGCACGCGCUGCACGAGAUCAACGCGAAGCACCCCGGCCACGCAGAGCGCGCGUCGGAGAUCUUUUUGCUCUUCUCGUGCGCGGACACCGUCGUGAAGGCGCAGAUCGCGACGCGGCUCGUGCUGCCCGGCUUGAUCCGCGUGGUCGAGCGGCCGCACGAGUUUGGGCCAGAGGUGGUGCUCAAGCUGCUGCGCUGCAUCAAGCACCUCUGCAUGGGCGACGCCUCCCACAUGGAGGCGCUGCAGCGCGCCAAGGCGGUGCCGACGCUGGUUGCGAUGCUCAAGCUGACGCAGGCGCAGGCGCACGCCAUGUCGAGCUGGGCGGAGAUGCGCAACGUCUGCGUCAACGCGCUGUACCUGCUCUGCAAGAUCUCGCGCUCGCGGCAGGAGGAGGCGGCCAUCAACGGGGUGCUGCCGCCGCUGCAGGCGCUCAUCGAGCAGGGGUCGCCGCUCAAGCAGUUUGCGCUGCCCAUCGUGUGCGACAUCGCAAAGGCGUCGAAGCGCGCCCGCGCCGAGCUCAAGCACCACCGCGGGGUGCAGUUCUACCUCGGCCUGCUCGCGACCGAGUUUUGGCAGGAGGCGGCCUUGGACGCGCUGCUGGUCUGGCUGCUCGACGAGGGGGCGUACGUCUCAAAGGUGAUGGAGGGGCCGCAGGGCGUGCAGGCGCUGCAGGGCGUGAUGGACUGCGGCAACAACUCGUUCGUCAACAUGCUCGAGCCGCUCCGUCAGAUCGUGUACAACUCGGCGCCCGUCAACCGCGCGCUCGGCAAGCUCGCCGGCCACGCCGGAGUCUCGCCCUUUGUCUCGUCGCUCGUCAAGCGGCUGAGGCACCAGGACGCCCUCGUCCGCCGGCUGCUGCUCGACAUCAUGACUUCCCUCUACGAGCACCACCGCUCGCCAAAGCUGCUCGUCGAGCGGCACCGGCUCAAGCCCGUCCUCACCGACAUCAUCGAAAACGACCCCGGCGUCCUCGUCCAGAACGUCGCGAGCCGCCUCUUCCGCGCCUUUGAGGCGCACGACAUCCUGUAGCGGCGGGCCUGGUGCAGUGCGGCGCGCCGCGCCCGCAUUUCGCACAAUAUGCCGUUUGUUUACACUAAAAAGCUCUUCCUCC
This is a messenger RNA of Emiliania huxleyi CCMP1516, 3648 nucleotides long. RefSeq lists its product as hypothetical. NCBI's taxonomy places the organism in Eukaryota, Haptophyta, Isochrysidales, Noelaerhabdaceae. The transcript has 8 exons. The record is from RefSeq and is a predicted model, not a curated record. Gene Ontology annotation, molecular function: protein kinase activity; ATP binding. Gene Ontology annotation, biological process: protein phosphorylation. The coding region runs from base 57 to 3566 and encodes 1169 amino acids.